AUGUUUGCUAGUCUUCUCCCUCACCACGACGAUGAUGGGCUUGCGGCGGUUCGUCUAAACGCCGCUACCGCGGGUGCUUUAGCUCUUGUCACAUUCCUCAUUCUACGUCUGGGCCUGGUUGUAUACAGAUUCUUUUUCCAUCCACUGCGUAAAUUUCCGGGUCCCAAGCUCUGGGCUGCUUCAGACUUGCCAUAUACAUACAGCAUGCAUCUUGCAGGAACCGGCAUUCGCCAGGUAACCGAGUUUCACAAACGUUAUGGACCAGUAAUUCGGGUCGGCCCUAACCGUCUUGCACUUGAUGGAAGUGUAGGAUGGCCGCAAAUAUUCGCUCGGCGGCCGGGUGCGGAGCCCGAACAUGAAAAGGCUCCCAAGUAUUUCUCGCCAGGGGUAGAAUAUGCAAUCAUUGGGUCAGCACGGGAAACCCACCGCCGUCAACGGAAACAACUUGCCCAUGCCUUCAGUGAUGCGUCUAUCCACGACCAGGAGAAGACUAUAAGCGAGUAUGUCCAACUUCUUGUACAGCGUAUAGGAGAACAUGCGCAGUCCGAGAAGACUCUCAACAUCGUCCAGUGGUUGAAUUUCGCGACUUUUGACAUCAUCGGUCAAUUAACGUAUGGAGAGUCGUUUGGCAGUCUCGCGAGCAGCGAUUACCAUCCCUGGGUUCUGGGCAUCUUCCAGGGUAUACAGGCAGACUCCUUUUUGCGAGCCUGUAGAGUUUACCCUGUGAUGGGCACUAUACUCACAAACCUGUUCCCUAGCAAGGGUAUUAAGGGGGUAGAGAACAGAAAAUUGGCGAUGGCCAAGGGAAAGGCGCGGAUGGAACUUGGUCUGCAGCCAAAAAAGCAGAAGGACUUUACAACCUAUAUGAUGCAGCCAAAUCGUGAUGGCAAGCCAGGUCUAUCCCAAACAGAGAUCAUGGCCAACUCCCCCAUACUGGUCGUGGCUGGUAGUGAGACUACUGCGAGCGCCUUGUCCGCCUUCUUCUUUUAUAUCAAUCAGACAACGCAAGCUAAGGCCAUCUUGCUGGACGAGAUCAGAACCAAAUUCCAAGACGAGUCCGACAUAACGCUAACUUCGACGAACCAACUGGAAUAUUUACAUGCAGUAAUUGAGGAGACACUUCGAAUGUAUCCACCAGCUCCAAACACACCCUCCCGUGUUUCUCCCGGAGGUGAAAUUGAUGGGAAAUUUGUCCCCAAGGGUACUGAAGUGUCGGUAACGAUAUGGUCGACUUUCCGAAAUCCCGAGCACUUUUUCGAUCCUAACUCUUUCCGUCCUGAACGCUGGCUUAAAGACACCCACCCACUUUAUGAUGCCAAGUUCGCGAAUGACAAUCAUGCUGUGUUCAAGCCUUUCAGCUACGGCCCUCGGGAUUGUAUCGGGAAAAAUUUGGCGUACUCGGAGAUGCGGAUGAUAAUAAGCCACCUGGUCUUCAAAUUCAAUUUUGAAUUGCUGCCAGGACAAGACGACUGGCAUUCGAAGCAGCUCGUACAAUUCAUCUGGGAUAAGGGACCACUCUAUGUGAAGUUCAGAUUCAGAGAUGUCAAACACUGAUGUAGGAAGAAGCAGCAGGGAGGGAUUGUAGGCUAUAGGGUCAUUGGGGAUGGGCUUCUGUGUAAUAUUAGAUCUCUUGUAGCAGAAUGAAAAUAUUCGGUUUCUGAUUUGUG
Truncatella angustata is the source of this 1667-nucleotide messenger RNA. RefSeq names its product cytochrome P450 3A17. Bases 1 to 1554 code for a protein of 517 amino acids. Gene Ontology annotation, molecular function: heme binding; oxidoreductase activity, acting on paired donors, with incorporation or reduction of molecular oxygen; monooxygenase activity. The record is from RefSeq and is a predicted model, not a curated record. NCBI's taxonomy places the organism in Eukaryota, Fungi, Ascomycota, Sordariomycetes, Amphisphaeriales, Sporocadaceae. The transcript has 3 exons.